AUGGCCGCCACGUUGGCGGCGGCGGCCGCUCCGCUCGCCAGCCAGCCGCGAGUGUUUGGAUAUUGUCGCGCGAGGGUAGUGCGUCCGUCGUGGCGGAUCAUCGCGAGAGGCGCCCUUGGAAUCGAGGUCACCGGGGAGGAUGACGGAGAGGACCUCUCCAUGGAAUUCGCUAACAUCCACGAGGGAGAGUCGCGGCGCAGGUCGUGCGCCGCGGACGUCGUUCGCGUGGCGCUGCACGGCCAGCGGACCGAUGGAGACGACGCGAUCGAGCGAUGCCUGAAGCGUCUGCCGCUUCCGGACCUGCAGGUUCCGAAAUCGCUCCUCAACCUCGCCUCUCCCGGGUCCUCCUCCCCUUCGCACGCGCUGCGGAGCUCGCUGCACCCUCGGAAAUUGAGAGUACCCGACGUCGAGGACGCGCUCGUGUGCGGAUGCGAGCUCACCCCGGGCCCUCGCAGGGACGGCGCGAGACGGAUGCGGUGCAGGAGGGCGAACGAGUACCUCGCGGAGCUGUUCCUCCUCGCGGGGUUGCACCUGGAGGGACCGACCCGGCCGAACCCUCUGAGCCGCUUCGACCUCUUCCACGCGCACCUCUGGACGGGCGAGACGUCGUGCGAGGGCCGCGUCGUUCCGGUGGUCGGGUUGCUGAUGCACGCGAUGGAAUACCCCCGCGCGGACCCGAGUGCGGGGUUCGAGCUGGACCUGGGUCGAUGCCACUUUCAAAGCUCGUGCGCGUACGACCCGGCGGCGAUGGCGUCGAGAAAUCUUCUCUGGUGCGCGACCGCGGAUGAGGGAUGGGCCGAGUUCUGCGCGCUCGAUACCUCGGAGGGGAAGGCGCUCGGCGAGAGGGGGUUGUGCGUCGUGCCUGAGCUGCACACGACGUUCGAAGGGGACUUCGGGGAGGUGGCGGGGGAUGUGUUGUAUCUUCACGCACCUCUCGACAGGCGGGCGCGGGAAAAGGUCUUCGCCUUUCCUCGAUAG
Molecule: messenger RNA, 978 nt
Organism: Micromonas commoda
Lineage: Eukaryota; Viridiplantae; Chlorophyta; Mamiellophyceae; Mamiellales; Mamiellaceae
Exons: 1
Coding region: 1-978 (325 amino acids)
Source: RefSeq, a predicted model, not a curated record